AAGAAACAACAGUACUCCACCUUUCUACUCUAUAUCGACGUACCUAGGUAGUCUCGUAUUGGCUCGAAUCGACACGAAGCUGUAUCGACUUAAUUUGCUCUGCCCUGCGUUAUUACGUGUAUGGUUAGACCGGCCUGCCAAUAGUCGUGCCGGAAUACCCGGCCAGGUUUCAACAACGCCUCAGAUCCACCCACAUAUGGGAGCAUGUCAUCAUAUUUAGCUACAUGUAGCCUGGUAACAAAGGAAUAGCUUGUGAUGAACCGGUACCUAAUCGGCUAGAGGGGCACUAUGGCGUAGAGGGGUUACCUCACACGCUCCUACGGAUGUCAGCCAGUGCCUGGUAGCUCAUAAUUCAUAAAUAGACCUGCUUCUUCUUCGUCCUCCCCUCCUUCUGACCUUGACAUCAAACCAGUUCCAAUUCCAACGACGAAACGACUACUUAGAAUUAACGAUAUCUUCAUAAAUCAGCAAACAUGUUCGGAUUCGACGACGCUAAGAACCAACGUGACGAGAUCUACGACGGCCAGCCUCAUGAGUCUAAGCUGUCUCACGAGCUCAUCGGCGGCGGUGCCGCCUUCGAGGCCAUGAAGCUCUUCGAGGACCGCCAACGCAAAGAAGGCAAGACCGUAAACCACGCAUUCGCCAAGGAGGUCCUUGCCGGCAUUGCCGGUGCUGAGGUCGACAAGCUCUUCGAGACCAAGGGUCUUGACUUCAUAGACCGCGAGAAGGCCAAGCACCAUGCUAAGAAGCAGGCCGAGCACCUGUACGAGUCCCAGUAUGGUGGCCAGGACCAGUAUGACCCCAACAACUUCGACCGCCACCCUUCCACCAACUACUAGAUCAUCAAAUGGAUCUUGGAAAUUUGGAUUGUGUGCUGAGCAUCAAGACUCAAUGGCUGGAUGACUAGAUACGAAUAAAUGAGAAGUGAAAUAAAGCCAAUUUAAAUGGUGUUGUCUCAUUGUGCCUUCAUUAAACAGUGAAGUUACUGUGAUGUUUGAGCUCUUAGUAGAUGUUUGUUCUGAGGUCAUACCGAGACUGACAAGUACACUUCAGUUAUCAACCUUUUUGGUGAACAUUGUAAUUUUAACACUGUAGAAAUCAGUUUUUUGGCCUUUGCAAAGUUUUGGGUCAAUUAGUUGCAGCAAGCCCUAGGCGGUGAAUGUUAAGCUCGGAGGGUAAUUGCCGAGGCA
This is a messenger RNA of Annulohypoxylon maeteangense, 1190 nucleotides long. RefSeq lists its product as uncharacterized. Lineage: Eukaryota; Fungi; Ascomycota; Sordariomycetes; Xylariales; Hypoxylaceae. The record is from RefSeq and is a predicted model, not a curated record. The transcript is spliced from 4 exons. The coding region runs from base 474 to 839 and encodes 121 amino acids.